GAAAAGACAGAAUCAUAUUUGCGACCAAGGAGGACCACGAGACACCGAGCAGUGCUGAGCUGGUUGCAGAUGACCCAGAUGACCCUUAUGAAGAACAAGGAUUGAUACUGCCCAAUGGAGAUAUCAAUUGGAAUUGCCCGUGCCUGGGUGGAAUGGCUAGUGGUCCCUGUGGGGAACAGUUCAAGUCAGCCUUCUCUUGUUUCCACUAUAGCACAGAAGAAAUAAAGGGAUCAGACUGUGUGGACCAAUUCCGUGCCACAUGCAUGCAAAAAUAUCCAGAUCUUUACCCUCAAGAGGAUGAAACUGAAGAAAAAGAGAAGUCAAGCAAAGAUUUGGAAGCGGCUUCUAUGGAGGCUGCUGCUGCCAAAAAGGAGAAGGGAUCUAGCUAAUGAAGAUGCAAGGAGGCUGUUGUCUCCGUUUCUCAUUUUCAGAGACAUGGACUUGUGCAGUAUGUUUGUCUUCUGAGUUGUCAAGAAAUGUUUCACCAUUGUCUUAGACACUGUAUCAUAGUAAAUAAUUUAUUGCUGAAGGAGAAAUCUCAGUGCUACAGUCUUGCAAAUAAAUACUGCUAAAACAAGUGUGUGUGUACUGUGUAAGGUGCUAUCACACAGUUAAUACCUUAACAGCUGGUUUGACCCUCAAGUUCUCCUUGAGUUUGGACUUGAAUAACAUGUUUAAAUAUAUAGCUUUCAACUGAAAUUCCACUAGCACACCAGGUCUGUUUUCAUUUCAGUAUGC
Nestor notabilis (Kea) is the source of this 738-nucleotide messenger RNA. RefSeq names its product coiled-coil-helix-coiled-coil-helix domain containing 4 (gene CHCHD4). Gene Ontology annotation, biological process: protein import into mitochondrial intermembrane space. Lineage: Eukaryota; Metazoa; Chordata; Aves; Psittaciformes; Psittacidae. The record is from RefSeq and is a predicted model, not a curated record. Gene Ontology annotation, molecular function: protein-disulfide reductase activity. Gene Ontology annotation, cellular component: mitochondrial intermembrane space.